GGUGCAACAUUUCCCACACUCAAGUAGUGGACACACCCUUUGUAAUAAAGCCUGCCAGUACUACUCAAACAAACAACCCUUAAACCCUCAAAUUUGAUUCCGAUGAAGGGCGGAGCUAGAAGAAAAACCCUAACCUCCGAUCUCCAUCCACCGCUGAACCCUCUUCACAGCGAGAUCGUUGACCACCAGGUCAACGACAACAACAACGGCGGUGAAAAUGGUGCAAACGACCACGAGAAAGAAGAAAACGAAGAUGCAGCUGACGAACAAGAGCGACCCAAGCUUGCUGAGGGGUUUUAUGAGAUUGAGGUUAUUCGGAAGAAAAGAAUUCGAAAGGGUGUGAAGCAGUACCUUAUAAAAUGGCGUGGGUGGCCAGAGUCAGCUAACACUUGGGAACCCGCUGAGAGUUUCACGUCAUGCCCUGAUGUCCUCGAAGCAUUUGAAAGCAUGAGUUCUGGGAAACGUAAACGGAAACGCAAACAAUCAGUGGGGCCUACGUCACAUUCAAAAAAGAAGCAGCAGCAAGAUUCUACUGAUAAUGGAACAGACAAUCAACCAAGCGGGUUGGAUAACAAACUCAGUGAAGUUAACACUACAUCACCCGUAAAUCAAGAAAACACGACUGAGUUCGCCAUACAUAUUCAAGAACAUCCGGCUGAACCCGCAAAAGGCGCCUCGAAGGUUGAUGAAACAGAGGUGCUUCGUACUAGUCCCCGAAUUGGAGCAAGAAGAAGGAAGUCGUGUGCUGUUAAACGGUUUAAGAAAGAACUAAACGCGAUUCCCAAACAAGAUUUUACCAAGAAAACAACUGCUGCUACUGAUGGGAAUGUGGAAGAUGGUAAUACGAAUGCUGAUGAUGUGGUCGAUGGUUUGGAUUCUGGAAAAGUUCUUGAUGUUCCGAAAAGUGUGUCGGUUAUUACGAAGAUUAUCAAGCCGGUUAACUAUUCGAUCUCGAUGGUUAGCGACAUGGAGGAAGUGUUCGUAUCCUUUCUGGUGUUAAGGUCAGAUGGCGAAGAGAUCGUUGUUGAUAACAAGUACCUCAAGGAGAACAAUCCAGUUCUGUUGAUCAACUUUUACGAGCAACAUCUUCGGUACAACAGCCCGUCUGAAUGAGCGAGCGGGUGUCAUCUGCAUCAUGAUCUUAUAUCAUUUAAAUUAAUAUGAUCCAUCCUUUUGUAGCCAGGGAGCUUCUAACACGCGGAAUAGACAAUGCUUGACAAUUGACAUUCCUAGGAUAAUAUGUGCAUUGAAUAGUGGAAUGUCUUUACUAUUUCUAGAUGACUGUUUUUAUGAAUUGGUAUAUAUAGGUUAGUUACCUCGGACAUGCGCACACUACAUUUCGAGCUUGUUUGUGGCGCGUGUUUAUUUAACAUGCUUAAAUAUGUCGUCUUUAGUUUAUCAGUCUUUUGAGUU
Molecule: messenger RNA, 1413 nt
Organism: Helianthus annuus (common sunflower)
Lineage: Eukaryota; Viridiplantae; Streptophyta; Magnoliopsida; Asterales; Asteraceae
Product: chromo domain-containing protein LHP1
Exons: 6
Coding region: 103-1113 (336 amino acids)
Biological process (GO): heterochromatin formation
Cellular component (GO): nucleus
Source: RefSeq, a predicted model, not a curated record